Bursaphelenchus xylophilus (pine wood nematode) is the source of this 1219-nucleotide messenger RNA. The record is from the annotation of a GenBank genome assembly. Lineage: Eukaryota; Metazoa; Nematoda; Chromadorea; Rhabditida; Aphelenchoididae.
AUGGAUACCAUGUCAAAACUUUCGAUUACUGACUUCCUGAUUAAAUUAAUGAAUAUUGAGUCCACCACUGGUGGUGAAGGUACGGUACAUAUUGAAUUAUUAGUAUUUUAGGACCGCUAGCAAAUUUUAUCAAAGAAUUUUGUGAGUUUGAAGGCUUCGAAGUGAUUUUACAGGAUGUUGAGAUCCAUAAAAACAGGUAUAAUCUGCUAAUUAAGCAUACUAAAGCUGAGAUUUCGGAUGUGAAAUUCUUACUAAACACUCAUAUGGAUACCGUCCCCCCGUACACGCAUCACCGAAUAGGAGAUGAAUGUAUUUAUGGCCGAGGUUCCAACGAUGCUAAAGGUAAAAACAAUUAAAAGAAAAAAAGAAUUCAUUUAUCUCGUCGUUACAGUAUCUCUUUGCAGGCCAAAUUGCUUCGAUGAUUUUUGCACUUCGAACUUUAAAAAAGGAGUCUCCUGAAUUAAGCAAACAAGUGGCUUUAUUACUUGUGGUUGGAGAGGAGACGGAUCAUGUUGGAAUGAUUCGGGCGAAUGACUUGAAUCUCUGUCCAUCUUAUCUUAUUGUUGGAGAGCCAACGGAACUGAUCUUUGCCCAUGCACAGAAAGGAGCCCUCAAAGUGAGUCCGGCUCAUUUAUCGCAUCAAAUCAUCUGUAGAUUCGACUCAUUUCAAAAGGGCGUCCGGCCCAUUCUGGAUAUCCCGAAAAAGGCCGGAGUGCCAUUCAUAAUCUUCUUGAUGUAUUGCAAGACCUGAGGUCACAUGAAUGGCCACGAAAUGAUGAUCUAGGAGAGACGACUCUGAAUGUUGGAUUAAUUCAAGGAGGACAGGCGUUGAAUGCUCUGGCUGGACAUGCUGAAGCCUCCCUCAUGUUUCGGGUGGUAGAUUCAGCAGCGGGUUUGUUACAAGAAGUGGAAACAAUUGUCAAAGGAAGAGUUGAAAUCGACGUCCUCGGACUGAAUGAGCCUGUUCAUUUGACUAGUGAGCGAAUAUUGACUAGCAAGAAAUUUUACAGAACCCCCGGAGCCAUUUAAAAGCCAAUCCGUGGCGUUCAACACUGACAUCCCUUACUUCAACAACUAUAAAAAACUAGACGGAGUUUAUCUUAUCGGAGCUGGCUCUAUCACAACGGCACACUCAAAGCACGAAUUUAUUCCUAUUGAAGAGCUAGAAAAAUGCCCAGGAAUGAUCUGUUCCUUACUCGAUAAAUUACACGAAAAGUAA